UUACUGAAAUCCAAUGAAGAGCAUUACCUCUCUAAAGCCGAUUAGGGUUUUCGAGCAUCCUCUUCCUUGUAUCCAUGUGUAUGGAGCAGAUUGAAAUUCAUUCCAAUUAAAGCGCAGAAGUCCGCGAAUCAGGAAUAGUAAAUAUGAGCAGUGACAGGAAGCGCGAUUACCAUCACUCUCCAUCUCCAUUUCCAGACCAGAAGAAGAGGCAGCAGCUCCAUCGAUCUUCAUCCAAAACUCCUCCUUCUAACCAACCUAGGUGCCCUGUCUUUAUCUCCUACCAUGACGCUCCAGGCCUCGAUCCUAAAAUUAGACAUAUAUGCAAAAUCAUCGCCGCUACUCCCUCCUCCUCCGUCGAGCAGGUCCUGGAAGCUAGCGGCUUCCGCGUCUCACAGCGAGAAGUCGAAGAGGUCCUGAAGCUCUCAUACGGAUUUCCAGGUGCCGUCGUGAAGUUCUUUCGAUGGGCGGGGUACCAGCUGGGCGACAAUCACAGUCCCUACGCCUGGAAUCUAGUCGUCGACCUGCUCGGUAAGCAUGGUCUCUUCGAUGCCAUGUGGAACGCUAUCGAGUCCAUGCGGAAUGAGCGCCUUAUCUCCUUGGCCACCUUCGCCUCCGUAUUCGGCAGUUAUGUCGUCGCCGAUCGAUUCCGGGACGCUAUUUAUGCAUUCGAUGUAAUGGAGCAGUACGGUUGUCCUAGGGACGUCGUGGCUCUUAACUCGCUUCUCAGCGCCGUGUGCAGGGAUGGUAGGACGGAGAACGCAGCGGAUUUCUUGCGUGUGGCCAAGGCCAGGAUAAGGCCUGAUUCCGACACCUAUGCCAUACUGCUGGAAGGGUGGGAGAAGGAAGGAAACGCAGCUUGCGCCAAGGAAACCCUCGCGGAAAUGGUAGCCGAUAUAGGUUGGGAUCCCAGCAAUGUGCCUGCCUAUGAUUCGUUCUUGAUUACUCUUCUUAAUGGUCCUAAUGGGAUAAAUGAGACUAUCAAGUUCUUUGAGACCAUGAGGGAAAGGAAGUGUUUCCCUGGUCUGAGGUUCUUCAAGAUUGCACUUGAGGACUGCGCCAAGAAAGUUGAUGUUAAAGCGGCUGUAUUUAUUUGGGACUCAAUGAUUGGGAGCAUAGGCUUCAAGCCGGAUACCAAGAUGUACAAUGCCAUGAUAGCUCUAUAUUGCUACUCCAAUGAUACUAACAAGGCAAUGAAGUUGUUAGAUGACAUGGUUUAUAAUGGGGUAUUUCCAGAUGCAGAUAUCUACAAUGUUUUGUUUAAGUUCUUGAUUAAGAGGAGGAAGUUGAGAGAAGCUUUGGCAAUAUUCAAUGAGAUGACAAAAAAUGAGUUUGUUCUAAGUGCAGCAAAUUGUAGUGCUGCAGUUAGGGAUUAUAUGGAUGCAGGUGAAGCCUAUGUGGCUUUAAAGGUGUGGAAGUUCAUGAUAGAGAAUCAUGACUCUGAUUUGGAGAAGACAGGUAAUUUGUUGGUUGUUGACCUUUGUGGUAUGGAUAUGGUUCCAGAAGCAGUUAAAUAUGCUGAGGGUAUGAUUGAAAAAGGAAUCAAAUUAACCUCUUUGACACUAUCCAAGUUGAAACAAAGCCUUACUAAAGUGAGGAAGGAAUUUGUAUAUGAAGAUCUUUUGAGAAAGUGUAGGAACUGUUCAGUUGGUUAGAUCUCACCCUCACUUGUGUUAAUUUUGAUGCACACACUUCUCUUUUGUAGCUUAUGACAUUUGCACAUUUUUCUUAGAAGGAAAAGAUAGUAACUAGAAUUAGGUUGUAUAAAUCACAGCCUAUGCUUUAUAAUUUAUCUGAUUUUCAAUAGUCUCAGAAGAGGGGUUUCACCCUUAAAAAAUGAGUUAUUAA
Messenger RNA from Carica papaya (papaya), 1845 nucleotides. Its product is annotated as pentatricopeptide repeat-containing protein At5g15010, mitochondrial-like. Gene Ontology annotation, molecular function: protein binding; mRNA binding. Lineage: Eukaryota; Viridiplantae; Streptophyta; Magnoliopsida; Brassicales; Caricaceae. The record is from RefSeq and is a predicted model, not a curated record.